Molecule: messenger RNA, 710 nt
Organism: Parasteatoda tepidariorum (common house spider)
Lineage: Eukaryota; Metazoa; Arthropoda; Arachnida; Araneae; Theridiidae
Biological process (GO): cobalamin transport
Molecular function (GO): cobalamin binding; protein binding
Source: RefSeq, a predicted model, not a curated record
GACCAUAUAAUUUGACCUCUACCCCUUAAUGGUUCCUUACUUCACAUGAUCUAUUGUAAAUAUGUUCUCUGAAUGUAGAUAUUCGAAAUUUAGAUUGUCUCAGUGAUUAAAAAUGUUCCAUAUCUCCAGUGAUGUUUAAGUAAGAGGACAGUUACCAAAGAUUUUCAUUUUUAUCCCUUUCGAAGUUGAGAUUUUGAAGAUCGAAAAUGAUUCAACUGAAUUUAGCUUUCUUUGUUUUCGGAACAUUAUUUUGUGUUACGUCGUCUUAUUAUGACUUUCCGAAUCGUCGUAAAUCUUGUAGAGAAGAGAAAAGAAUAUCUGGAGAAGUGUCUAGUACUGCAGUACCUGAUUACAGAGAUAUUCUUGAAGAAUGCAUAGAUAUACAUGUACCACCAAAUCAAUUUAUACGAUUGAAUAUUUUAGAGCUUACAUUUCAAUUUACGGAGUGCACAAACAACAAGCUAGAAAUCACUAGCAAAGAAUCUACCGAUAACUAUAUUUUCUGCGAGAAAGACAAAAUUGGAAACCCUAUUACUGCUGUAACUGACGUUCGUGUUUAUUUUAUUGGUAAACGAAAGAUUGACUAUCGCUCGCAAUAUCUUGAUCCGAGCUUCAAACUGAAAUUCACUAUUAGUAAGUAUAGUUUUUUCGCACCUAAAUUAUGCUUAAAAAAAUAUAAAAUAAAGAUAACAAUUAGAAACAGCUUGAAC